CGUCCGAAUCCACCAGGGAAUCGGCCGCGUCAGAAUACAGAGAAUCCGUCAGCAAAUCAGCCAGGGCCCCAACCAAAUGUCUAUUAUUAUAUCUCUUAUGAAGAUUACCAGUCUUUAUAUGCCAAACUCAACUUUGUACAAAGUUAUAAUAUAGGAGGUGUUGCAAUUGCUGAUAUCACGAAAGAUCCACAAAUUAUAGACUUUAUUUCGGGAAAUAAACAAAAUAAUCCAGGCAAUUCUACACAUCUGCCCAAUAUAGGUGCAAAUGUAGGUGCAAUAGUGGGUGGUAUAAUAGGCUCACUUAUGUUUGGCGCAUUAGUAGCUGCUGGCUUUUUAUUAUAUCGAAGAAGACACAAGACAAACAAUAUUGUAACAACUGUCGUAGCAAUGUUUGAUUAUGUGGGAAAAGAGGCAAAUGAUUUGAGUUUUAAAGCAGGUGAUGUUAUUGAA
Molecule: messenger RNA, 450 nt
Organism: Racocetra fulgida
Lineage: Eukaryota; Fungi; Glomeromycota; Glomeromycetes; Diversisporales; Gigasporaceae
Source: the annotation of a GenBank genome assembly